CGAUAAAUACUGAUUGAAACCCACAGGGCAAUCUUUAUUUCCAUUUCAUCUGGCAUAUUCUCGCAUAAAAUCUAAUCAUUUUUUUAUAAGAUUUUUCUGUCUGGUUUGAAAGAGUGACAGGAAAAAAUGUUGGCAAUUUUCCACAAGGCAUUUGCUCACCCUCCUGAGGAGCUGAACAGUCCAGCUUCUCACAAAUCUUCUAAGAAGCCUAAACUCCCUGAAGAAACGCUGAAUGAGUUCCUUUCUCAUUACCCUCAUAACACUUUUUCCAUGAGCUUUGGCAACGCUGCUGUUCUAGCUUAUGUUCGCCCUGAAAGUCCUUAUUUAGUUCAUCAGAGGUUGUUUUGUGGGUUUGAUGACAUAUACUGCCUAUUCCUAGGGAGCUUGAACAAUCUUUGUACGCUGAAUAGACAAUAUGGUCUGUCAAAGGGGAGCAAUGAGGCGAUGUUUGUGAUUGAAGCAUAUAGGACCCUGCGUGACAGGGGUCCGUACCCUGCUGAUCAGGUUGUUAAGGACCUUGAUGGAAGCUUUGCCUUUGUUAUCUAUGACAGCAAGGCUGGAACUGUUUUUGCUGCACUGGGUUCUGAUGGUGGGGUUAAGCUGUACUGGGGAAUUGCAGCUGAUGGCUCUGUGGUUAUAUCUGAUGAUUUGGAGGUCAUCAAAGAGGGCUGUGCCAAAUCCUUUGCUCCUUUCCCAACAGGAUUCAUGUUCCACAGUGAGGGAGGCCUGAUGAGCUUCGAGCAUCCAAUGAACAAAAUCAGGGCAAUGCCAAGGAUAGACAGUGAAGGAGUGAUCUGCGGUUCUAAUUUCAAGGUUGAUGUCUACACGAGGGUUAACAGCAUUCCACGUGUGGGGAGUGAAACAAAUUGGACUCACUGGGAUUCACAUUAAGAACAAAGAUUGCUAUGGUUUUCUUCUCCCAAGACCAAGAGGAGUCAGAGGACCAAAGCUGAAACAAAAUUUCACUAGAGCUCCUGUUUCUUUCUUCCCCCAGUUCUUGACCUUUCUUGUACUUUUCUUGUUUAUGUUUGCGUUGUUUCUUUGGGAUUGUAAAUAAUAUAAAACCAAACGAGUAUCCUACUUUUCUUGUAAACUUUUUCAAUUAUCUCACAUUUCAAAGGGUAGGUUCCCAAAAAUUCAAGAAUGGAAAAGAGUUCUUGGGCAAAACAUAUUUCAAUCUGUAAAUGGCUACCCAAAAUCUAUAUCAACGUGUUUAUAACUUUUAAGCCAA
Molecule: messenger RNA, 1231 nt
Organism: Theobroma umbraticum
Lineage: Eukaryota; Viridiplantae; Streptophyta; Magnoliopsida; Malvales; Malvaceae
Product: aluminum induced protein with YGL and LRDR motifs
Source: RefSeq, a predicted model, not a curated record